Messenger RNA from Hevea brasiliensis (rubber tree), 1942 nucleotides. RefSeq names its product probable polygalacturonase. Gene Ontology annotation, molecular function: polygalacturonase activity. Gene Ontology annotation, biological process: carbohydrate metabolic process. The record is from RefSeq and is a predicted model, not a curated record. Lineage: Eukaryota; Viridiplantae; Streptophyta; Magnoliopsida; Malpighiales; Euphorbiaceae. The transcript has 6 exons. The coding region runs from base 327 to 1625 and encodes 432 amino acids.
AAAAGAGCUGUCAUUUCUUACUUACCAAAUAUAUAAAUUAUUUUCUGUCCUAUAAAAAAUAUAUAUGUCACUACUCCUUGUGUCAUUUACAUAAAAUUAAUGCUUAUUAUUCGCUAGCUUACAGAAAGGUGGUGCCUUGCCCCCUUGUGUUUCUCUGGUGCUUCUUCUCCUCCUUCUUGUGCAGUUCUUUUCUUUCCAUCUGUUGCUGUUUCUGUAUUAGACUCUGUUCCUUGUCUCCUGCAGAGGCUGUUUCUCCAUGAAGAUGCCAGUAAGUGGCAUUGCUCUUGCUGCUGGCACUAAUCAAUGCUAUUGGAAUUAAUGGAGAAAUGAGCAGUGGACUAUGUGAUUAUAAGCCUAGUUUAUACCCAAGACCACAUAGCGUUUCCAUUCUUGAGUUUGGUGCUGUUGGAGAUGGGAAAACAUUAAAUACCAUUGCUUUCCAGAAUGCUAUUUUCUAUCUCAAGUCCUUCGCUGACAAGGGAGGAGCUCAGCUUUACGUGCCACCAGGAAAAUGGCUUACUGGAAGUUUCAAUCUUACCAGUCAUCUCACACUCUUCCUUGAAAAAGGAGCUGUAAUUCUUGGAUCUCAGAAUCCAUCUCAUUGGGACGUUGUAGAACCCUUGCCGUCAUAUGGUCGUGGGAUUGAACUUCCUGGAAAAAGAUAUCGAAGUCUAAUAAAUGGAUAUAAGCUACGUGAUGUGGUGAUUACAGGUGAUAAUGGAACCAUUGAUGGCCAGGGCUCAGUUUGGUGGGAUUCGUUCAAUUCUCAUUCUUUGAACUACAGCCGGCCUCAUCUUGUGGAGUUUAUAGAAUCUGAACGUCUGGUGGUUUCAAAUCUUACCUUCUUGAAUGCUCCUGCUUAUAACAUUCAUCCAGUAUAUUGCAGUAAUGUUCUUGUUCAAAAUAUGUCGCUCUCUGCUCCUCCACAAUCCCCUUACACCAUCGGUAUAGUCCCAGAUUCUUCCAAUAACGUUUGCAUAGAGGACAGUAUUAUUGAAAUGGGUUACGAUGCAAUUGCUCUCAAGAGUGGCUGGGAUGAAUACGGCAUUUCCUAUGAUAGAGCUACUAGAGAUGUGCACAUAAGAAGGGUCCACAUUCAAUCAUCUUCAGGCUCUUCUAUUGCUUUUGGUAGUGAGAUGUCUGGUGGCAUUUCUGAUGUGCAUGUGGAGCAGGUCCACCUAUACAACUCAUUUAGUGGGAUUGAAUUUAGAACAACCAAGGGCAGAGGUGGUUAUAUUAAAGGAAUUUAUAUAUCAGAUAUUGAAAUGGAAAAUGUCAACUUAGCAUUUGGUGCCAUUGGCGAUCUUGGGUUACAUCCGGACGACAAUUUUGAUCCUAAUGCUCUCCCAGUUCUUGAUCAAAUCACGUUGCAAAAUGUAACUGGUGCAAACAUCACUAUAGCAGGAAAUUUCACUGGAAUUCAAGAAUCUCCCUUCACCUCCAUUUGUCUCUUUAACGUCUCCUUAACGGUUUCAGCAUCCACAACGUCUUGGAUAUGUUCAAGUGUUAUUGGCUUUUCAGAGUCUGUUUUCCCUGAACCAUGCCCUGAACUGAUGAACCCGUACUCAAAUUCCUCAGGUUGCUACUCCCUCCUGAUUUCUGAUGGUAAAUCAGCAAGCUUAUGAUACUAUUCCUUCACAGUAAAAUCACAUGGGGUAAAAUAUGGAUUCUUCUACAGUUUACUGUCUCUAAAGUGGGUAAGAUUCUUUCCAAUAAGACCCAUGUCUAGAGGAGUAUUUGUUGGUACCUUGGUUUUGCAUUCUCCCAUGUUGAAAUCUGCAGAUUAAUUAUUUGUACAGCUCCAUUUCUUCAUUCAUGUGUAAGAAAAUUUUUGGUAGUGAUCUGCAAAAAACCACAAGGACUCAGAUUAGCAUUACUAUUUAUAGUUUAUUCCUUUCUUGUUUAUAAUAAAGUUUGCAGCUGUAAAGUUCCAUUGUCAGAA